This is a messenger RNA of Plasmodium relictum, 12372 nucleotides long. Its product is annotated as conserved Plasmodium protein, unknown function. Lineage: Eukaryota; Apicomplexa; Aconoidasida; Haemosporida; Plasmodiidae. Bases 1 to 12372 code for a protein of 4123 amino acids. Gene Ontology annotation, cellular component: small-subunit processome; nucleolus; 90S preribosome. The transcript has 4 exons. The record is from RefSeq and is a predicted model, not a curated record.
AUGAAGAAAUCUAUAAAAGAAAUUAAAUUAAAAUUAAAGAAAAAAAAAAAGAAGGGGCAUUUUAUUUCUUUUUAUGAUAGAAUAAAAGAAAUUAAUGAAAAAGAAAAAUUAGAGGAAUAUAAUAUAUUGAAUGAUAACAAAUAUGAUGACUAUUUAAAAUCAUAUAAAAUAAAUAAUGAAUCAUAUAAUAUUGAGGAUUUGAAAAAUACUAAUUUUUAUACAGCUUUAUGCGAAUAUCCAAAAAAUUGUUACAACAAUGAUUUUAAAAAAUGCUGCACAGAGUUAUUAAAAUAUUCAAAAAAUUUGAUGGUAAUUUUACUAAACAAAGAUAAGAUUUUUUCUACUCUCUUAAAAUAUAUACAGAAUACUAAAAUUGAAAACGAUGAAUAUUAUUUUUAUAAAUUAUUAGUUAUAUUAAUAAAAGAUUUAAAAAAUGAAAGCAAAAAGUAUAUAGAACAAAUAUUGAAAAUUUUAUAUGAUAAAAUAAAUUUUAAUAAUCUUGAUUUAUUAGAAGAAAUAUUUAAUACCUACGCAAAUAUAUUUCGUAUUAUGAAUAAAACAAUUAUUAAGAAUAUUGAAAAAUAUUUAAAGUUAUCCUUACCUUUAUUAUGCCAUCGUAAUAACAUAAUAAAAAUUUUUAUUGCUGAUAGCUUCUCUUAUCUGUUAAGAAAAUUAUCAUUACAUGAUCUUAUAUUAUGUUUUCAUAAAAUAUAUUCUUUCUUCAAUAUUGUAAAAAAAAAUAAAUUAAAAGAUUAUUCAGAAACAGUUAGUCUUCUAAUGCUAGAGGCUUUAAAAGUAGAUAACGAAAAACUAUCUAAGAAAACAUUACCUUUUUUGAAAUAUAUAAUUUAUGCAAUUUUUUUAAAAGAAACUUAUUAUUGUGAUGAAACAAAUUGCUAUUAUGAACAUAUAGAUAUCAAGGACUUUUAUUUUAUAGAAAAAUCUAUUUUUACCUUUUUUGUUGAUAUAUAUAAUUUUAUGAAAAAAGGAACAUUUGAAUUUAUAGAAAUUUUUCUAACCUUUAUUUUAAAAAAUUAUUCCCUGUUAUUUAAUAAAUAUUAUAGUGAUAUAUUAUUUUCCUUUAAAGAUACAGAUAAUUUAAAUUCAAUUACGAAUGAAUCAUAUGGGUAUAUUUUUAACAAUCUUACUCUAAGUAAUUUAAACGAAAUUAUAUAUACCAACUAUAACGAUCAGUUUGAUAUAUACGAUAAAGAACAGAAUGAAAUAAAGAAUAUUAAUUUAGAUAAUAGCAGAAAAUUAAAUAAUAACGAAAAUGAAAUAAGUAAGGAUAUAAAUUUUCCUAAUUUCCUAGAUAGUAUAAUUUUUAUUAAAGAUAAAUUUUACGUAUCCACAAAUUUUUUUUUAAAAAAAAUACUCAACAUUUGGUUAGAAAAAAAUAAUGAAAAGAAAAGUAUAAUAAUGGAAACAUGCUUAUCUGAACUAAGUAAAUAUACACAAAAUAUAAAUAACUUAAAAUUAAAUUAUGUAAGUUUUUUCUUUAUAUGGAAUUUGUAUGAUCAUGCUUUUUUUUUAUUAAAUCAUUAUUCAAAAUGUAAUGAAAAUAUAAAUAAUAUUUAUAUUUCUCUUGUCGAAAAUUUUAUGUUUGUUUUAAAAGAAGAUAAUAGCAGUGAUAAUAUUUUCUAUAAAUAUUUGUUAUGCUUUUUUGUUCUUAAAAUAGAUGAAAUUUUAAAUAAAAAAAAUGUAAACAAUAACAAUAUUUGUUUUCAAAUUUUUUUAAAAUUUUUGUAUUUAAAUAUAGUAAAGAAUCAUGAAUAUAUCAACACUUAUUUAUAUGAGAAAGAAAGCUAUGUAACUAAUACAACUAUCAAUUCAGAUAAAAAAAACUUAAAGGAAGAAAUAGAGGAGCAAAUUUUAGAUAAAAAUAUAUUAAGAGGCUUUGAAAAAGCAAAAUAUCAAAAAAAAAAAUUUAAUUCUUUCUUGAAUAAUAUGUAUUUAUGCAAAUUAUUUACUUUGUACGAUGUUAUAAAGAAUACACAAAAAAAAGGUAAUAUUGAUAAUGAUAUUAUUAUUACAGAAAAGAGUUACAAUGAAAUUCAUAAAAAAAAUAAUAAUACUGAUGAUAAAAAUAAUUGUAAUAUUAAUGAUAAAAACGAAACUAUUAGUUAUAGGAAUAUUUAUAAUUAUAAUGAUAAUUUUAUGUUAUUAGAAGUAGAAAAAGAUUUAGAAAAUUUACAUAUAUUUAUUUUCGAUCAAAUAAAAAAAUUACAUAUAAUUUUAAAAAACAUUAUUGAUAAUAUAAAUUACGGGAUUGAUAUAAAUAUAAUAAAUACAAUAAAUAAAGAAAAACUUAUCUAUAUAAGAAUGAUAAUACUAUUUUUAUUUGCUUUCGUUAAUUUACUAGCAGAAAUAAAUAAUAAGAAUACUAUGUUACUCACCAAAUGUAGUAAAGAAAAUUAUUCAAUACUUCAUAGUAUAUGUGAAGAUCUUGAGAAAUUAAAGUACAGUAAUUUUUUAUUAAGUCAAUAUAUAGAAAACAAAAAUUGUAAAAUUAAAAUAUAUAUAAAUAGUAUUAUUCUUGAUAUAAAUAAUAUGAUAAUACUUUCAGCAAAUGCAUAUAACAAUGUAGAUGAAGAUAUACUUUCAAUUAACACAACAUUUUUAAUAAGUUUUUUAAAUAAAUUGGAUAAACAAGAUAUUUAUUUUGUAAAUUUUUUGAAAAAACUGAAAAAUGUAAUUACAAAUUUAUAUGAAUCUAAUUAUUUUAAAGAUAAAAUUAAUAAUAUAUUUUUAUACCUAAAAUUUUUAAAAAAAAUUAUGUUAUAUUAUGAUACAAUAUGCAGAAAAGAAUUAUUAAAAUUGAUAAAAUUACUAGUAAGCAUAUAUAUUGAAUUGAAAUCUAAUAAAAUUAAUUUAGACAAUAGUGAAGAAAUAAAUAUAAAUAGACUAUAUGAAAAAGUUUUAUAUAUUUUUGAUUGCUUGAUAUAUUUAGAAACAGAACAAUACUUACCAACUUAUGAAAAAAUAUAUAAUUCAAAAAUAAUUGAUAUAAUGAAUUAUUUUGACACUUUAAAAAAUUUUAAUUUUUUAAGUGAAUAUAUAUUUAAAAUUUCUACAAAAAUAUUUAUUAAUGAACUAAUUAUGUUACUAAAUGCUAGUUUAAUAACUAUACCUAAAUCUAUUAUUUUUUCAUUAAAAAAUUUUUUUUUGAGUUGUAAUAUCCCAAAAAAAAUAAUUGAAAAAGGUGAUUAUUUUUCAGAAUAUUACUUUUACAUAUUAAAAAAUAUAUUUAAAGUUGGUAAAAAGAAAUUACAAACAAUUGAAGAAUUAAUAGAAGAAAAAGAAAAACAAAAUAAUGAAUCAUUAAAAUAUAGUGAUUCUGAAAAUAACAUUAUUCAGUAUUAUGAAAAUGAAAAUAGAUGUAAUUUAUAUGUAAACUAUUUUAAGGAUAACGAAUCAAAUAUUUAUAAUCAAAAUAACUCCGUUUUUUUAAAAGAAAGUUUAAAUGAAAAUAAUGGUAAUGAUAAUAAUAUUAAUAAUAAUAAUAAUGAUGAUAAUAAAUGUACUUAUGAUAUUAAAAAUAAAAUAUUAAUUGAAAAUAAGAAUUUAAAAAAUAUUGUUUCAUUAAAUAUAAAGAUGUAUGAAGAAAAAUUACAAAAUUGUUUAAAUAAGAAAGAAAAUAAAAGUUUAAUUUCGUUAACAGUUAAAGAAUUAGAUAUAGAAAAUUCUCUAAAAAAUAUUUUAAGCUUGUUUGAUUUAUUAAUAUCUCCAUUAAUAAAUGCUGUUAGUGAAACUUUUAAAAUGAAGAUAUUAAACAUAUAUAUUUGGAUUGUCACAUACAUAAAUACAAAGUGUAAUAAUUAUAUAAAUAAAUUAAAAUAUUAUAAAUUGAUUAACAUUUUAUUUGAUAUUUCUUAUAAUAUGAAUAAUGUGUUUCUUAAUCAUAGGGACAAUGCGUAUAACAAAAAAAAUUUACAAAGUAGUAACUCGAAUUCAUAUUUAAUUGAUCAAAUUAAAUUAUUAAUUAAAUUGUUUAUAAGUAAAUUUAUUUAUAAUAUGCAUAUUUUAAGAAUUCCUAAUAUUUUAAAAUUUAUUAAUAUUUUAUGCACAUAUAAUGAAAAAUUGAACAAUUACAAAAAUGAUAUUGAAGAAAUAUUAUCAGAAAAAAAUAUUAAUUUUACCAAGUUACUAUUAAAUAUAAAAGAAGAAGAUACUGAUUUCAUUACUCCUUUCCUAAUUAAAAUAAUUUUUUGCUUACUAAAAAAUGGAAUGAAAAAAGGAAGUUAUAAAUUAAAGAAAAAUAUGAUUUUUUAUUUAUCUAAUAUUUCUUAUAGUAAUUAUUGUUAUAUUUUUAUAUCUUCUAUAUAUUCUUUUAUAAAUGUUUACAAAAAUAAAAUUGACUAUAAUAAUUUACUAAGAUAUAAUGAUAAAGAACAAGUCUUGAUUAAUUUUUUAAAUGAUUGCAAGGGUAAUUUUUGUAACUAUUGGAAUUUUGUGUAUGAUAAGAAAAAUAUUAAUAUAAAAAAUGAUAGUGGAAAUUCCUUUUUAUAUGAAAACAUCUUUAAUCAUUCUUAUUGGUACUUUAAUGGUUAUAUAAUUGAAAUAAAAAAGGAUGCAUUAUUUAAAAAUUUUGUUUUCAAAAAAAAUUUCAAUUUAUUAAUAGAAAUAUUAAAAAUUAUGAAAUAUAAAUUAAAUAAUUAUUUUGAAUUUUUCUUUCAUAUUUUUAUUACAAUAUCUUAUUAUAUUAAUAGCUAUUAUUAUUUAAAAAAAAAAUUAAAAUUAAAGGAGUUAUUUUUAACAAUUAGGCAUACGGAUAAUGAUAAAGACAAGUAUAAUUAUGAUCAUUUCCAAAAUGACUUAUCAUUGUCUAAUAGUAACAAUAAUAAUAACGAUAAUGCUAUUUUAAAUUUUGUAAAAAUUUGGGAUGAUAAAAAUAAUUCUAAAAUAGUUAAAAAUGUUUGCUUAACGAAUACGAAAAUUAUUGAAUUAAAUAUAAAAGAUAAAUAUUUGAAAAAUAUACAUAAAAAAUGCAUCGAAAGCAUUCAAUUCAUUAUGCUUAACUACGAAAAUAUAAAAUUUAAUUUACUUAAAGUUAAAGAGUUCUUUACCUUUUUGUUUUACAAAAAUAUAAGAAGUGUAGGUAAAAAAAAUUUAUUCUUAAAUAUUUUAUUUAAUAUUUGGUGUAAAAAUGAAGCUUAUUAUGAUUUUUAUAAUACUAUUAUACCUAAUUCCAUUUUAAUGCUAAUUAAAGUUAUAAAUAACAAAAAUAUUAUUAAAAAAUUAAGUGAUAAUGAAUGGAGUAAUAUGACUGAUAAGGUUUUUAAUAUUAUUUUACGUUUAUGUGGAUAUGAUGAUAAUAACGAAUUAUUUAAAAGAAAAACCUAUAAAAAAAGUCAUGUUUUAAAUAAUAAAAAGAAUAUAUCCCUUAUUUUAUCAGAUGAAAAGAAAAAUUCUGAAUUACGUAUUUUAACUGGUAUAAGAAUAUUGAAACCAUAUAUUUCUGAUAUUAUUUUAUGUAUUAAAAAGGUAAUUUUUAAAAGAUAUAAAGAUUUUUUGCAUAAUAAAAAUGGUUUAAUUUUAAAUAAAAAAAAAAUGAACGAGAUAUCAGUUAUUAAUAAUAAGGAAUUGCAUAUUUUAAUUGAAUUAUCAUCUAUUAAUAAAAAUCAAAUAAAUAACAUUCAUAUUAUUAAUUUAAUAAUUACUUUUGUAUUAAUAAAUAAAAAGUCUUUACAUUGUAAUAAUCCCGAUUAUAUUAAUAAAAUAAAAUUAAUACUAAUAGCUAUAAAAAAAUUAAUUAUUAAUAUAUCAAAGCAUGAAUAUACUAUAAUUAAGAGAAGAAAAAAUAAUUUUAACUUUUCUUGCUGCAAUAAUUUAUUUACCAAAAAUGCUCAGUUAUCAGAAAUGAAAGAUAAAGAAAAAAAAAUAACAAAUAAUAAUAUGUCAUUUUCAUCUUGCUUUUAUUAUAGUUCACUUAAAUAUCGUAUUUGCUUAAAAUUAAAAACAAUGCUAUAUGAAAUUAUUCAAAGAUGUUAUGAUUUAAGUUGUAGAGUACUUGCUGGUAAACUUUUAAUUAUGAUUGGUUGUGUCCUUUUAAAAAUAAGAAACAUUAAGAAAUAUUUAGAAAUUUUCAAAAAAAAUGUUAAUUUAUUUUUGAAGAGAACCAAUAGUUUAAAUUAUAACUCUAAGAAUGUUUUAAAGCAUAUAAUAAAGAUACCUUUAAAAAGUGAAAAAAUUCAAAAAAGUAAAUAUUAUUCUUUUCUUCAAAUAGCUCAAAUAUAUUAUAGUCUAAAUAUUUUCAAUACAGAGAGUUUAUAUGAACAAUAUGAUUCUGAUGUUCAAUUUUUAAUUAUGUUAGAUCUUUGUAAUAUUAAAUUAUCUUCUAACAUAAUUUAUUAUUUACAGAAAAAUGGUGAAAAUGCAAAAGGAAACGAACUUAGUAAUGAAAGUAUUAAAGAUAACAUAUAUUUUUCAAAAUUAUCAUAUAAAGGUGAAAGCAAAGAAAAUGAAAAGAAAUACAAAAUCAAGAAGUUUACAUCUGAGUAUUUGUUUUUAAAUAGUAACAAAAUAUUUUUCGAAAUAUUAAUUAGACAUUGUUUAUUUCUGAUCUUUAACGAACAAACCAAUGAGAUGGUGAGAGAUAAGUCGAUUAACUUUAUUUUGUUUUUUACUGAACUCUUAAAAUAUUUAUUAGAAUCUUAUGAAAAAAAAAAAGGAUACGAUAGUAUGAUUAUCGACAUUAAAAUUUGCAUUUAUUUUGUUAUUAACAUAAUAAUACCUAAAGCAUUAAAUGCAUUAAAAAGAAAUAUCAAUGAUUUCACAAAGAACUCUAUGUAUAUAAUACUUACUUCUUCAAAAAACAUAUGCCCAUAUAUGGAAAUAUUAAAAUCUUUAAAAAUUGAUACAUUUUUAAAUGAUAUAAAAAUUUCCUAUACAAAAAAUAAUAUAUUAAAUGAAAGCAUAAACCCAAUAUUUAGUUUUAACAUAAUAAAAAUAGAAAAUGAAAAGGAAAAUUACAACAUCAAAAAGGAGGGAAUGAAAAACUUUAAAGUAUUAGAAAAAUUACUAUUUUACGAUUUAUAUGAUAAUAUGGUUGUACAAAAUAAUUCAAAUAAUAAAUGCUUACAUAAGAAAAAAAAAUUAAAUGAUAAGGAUGAUACAAUAAUUGAAAAUAUAAUAGACUUAAAAUCUGAAAAUAAUUCCGAGGGUAUUAAAAAGUUGGCUACUGUUACACCUCACUUAUCAUUUUAUACAAUACAUAAAAUAGUAAUUCCUUUAUCAUUAAAUUAUAUCUUUCAGACAAAUUCUAAAAAAGAAACAUAUGAUAAAAUUCUUAGUUUAAAUAGUAUAAAAUUACUUGGGAUGUGUACGGAAAAAGUAUAUAUAAAAAAUAUUUAUAAUUUAUUAUCAUUAUUAUUGUUUGAACUAAAAAAAAAUUCAUUCAAUAAAAUAUACAUUGAAAAAACCAUUAGCCAUAUAGUAAGAAAAUAUAAUUUUAGAGAAUUCCAAGAUCUAGAAAGUGAAUAUAAUAUAAAUUUUCAACAGAUUGUAAACAGGAAAAAAAGAACAAAAAAUCCAAAUGAAAUAAGAGAUGCUAAAAAUGAAGAUGGAGUUACUGGUGAAAACAUAAAUAAUGAAAAUGAUAAUAUAGAAAAUGAAAGUGAAAAAGAAACCUCUUUAUGCGAAACGCAAAUUAAAAAUAAAGAAAAAAAUAUUGAAAAAAUAAAUGAAAAAAAAAGAAUUAAUUCAUUUUGCGAUAAAUUUAUUCAGAAUAUAAUUCCUCAGUUAAGAUCUUUAAUGUUUGAUAAAAAAUUGAUAAAUGAAAAAAAAAAAAAAAAAAGUUACAUAAAUGAUUUAGUUGUUGAUUCUAGAAACUUAGAUGUAAUAGCAAAACCAGAUAUUAUACUUUCCUAUUUAGUUAUAUUAAAUAAAAUUGAUUAUAAUUUUCAAAAAGAGUUACAUAAAAUUAUAUAUAAAUUAUGCUAUUGUUUAUCAUCCAAAUUAAAUAUCAUAAGAAGCGAAUCAAAAAAAACAUUAUGCUUUAUUUCUAUGUAUCUAGGUUUGAAUUACUUUGAUUUAAUUAUAAAGCAGAUGUCUGAUUAUUUGACAAAAGGUUAUCAUAUACCUAUCUUUUUAUGUACUGUUAACUCUAUUUUAGAAUCUGUACUGUAUGAAAAAGAAAAAUUUUUGGAUAAGAAUUAUUUAAAAAUUAACUUUAAUAUAUUAAAAGAAGGUAACUUGAAAAAUGAAAAAAAGAAAUUAGAGCACAAUAAUAAAAUAAAAAAAAUAAAAAUGGAAGAUGAAACUCAAUAUGAUGAUUUCUGCUUAAAAAUAUUUAGUAUGAUUAAACUAGAAAUAAUAAAUGAGAUUGAGAAAAAUACAGAAGAUGUUAAUAAAAAAAAAAUAAAAAGAAAAACUAAAGAAAGCAAAAAAACAUAUGGAAGCAAUAUAAUAAAGCUAUUAACAAAUAUUGUAUCAGAGUAUUGUAUAGAAAAUAAUAUUUUAAUAUUUUUGGAGAGUCUUUUUAGUGGUGAAUCUUUUGCAGAUAAUGAAGUAGAUAGAAAUUUUAUAUUUAAGAAAAAAUAUAUAUUUAUAAUUGCAUCUUAUUUUAAUGAUUUUAUAAAAGGAUUAAAAGAAAAUAAAAAUUUGACAUCUAGCUUUAUUUUAAAUAUCAUAUACAAGUUAUUGAUAAAAUCUGUAUAUUUCUUUAAGGGAGAUACAUACGAAAAUUUACUUGCUGUUAUGAAAAACUCAGAUCUAUUAUUAUUUAAGUAUCAAAUGUUAAAUGACAUAAAUAAUUUUAACAGUUUUAAAAAAAACUUACAUUUUCUUGUUUCUACAGAAAUUUCACAACAUAAAUAUUUAGGUUAUAAUUACGAAUAUAAAUUUAUUGAAUAUCCUCAAAAAAAAAGUAACUUAAAUAUAAUAGAAGGAUCAUUUCAAGAAAAAAGUAUAUAUGAUUCAAUUAACAAAACAAAAAAGUAUGAUUUCAAAGUGCAUGCUGAAGUUUUAGCUAAAAUGUCUUUAAAGUUACUAUUAUUUAUAAUUAAAAAAACAAAUGAAUUUUUUUUUAAAGAAAAAGAUAAAUCAAAUAUAAAUUCAACGAAAAUAGAUGUAAAUUUAGGUAAUAUAAAUUAUCAGAUUAAUAGCAAUACCAAUAAAAAUACAAAUGAAUUAUUAAAUUGUAACCAAGAGAAUAUUACAAAUGAUAAUUUAAUUAUGAAUACUGUAAAUAUUAAAAAAUCAGAAGAUACCCUAAAUGAUAAUUCAGGUAAAAGAGAUGUAAGCCCUUUAACAAAUAAAAAUGAUAUAGAAAAAAAGGAUGAUUUUUCAGUCUUUGUUAAUUUUAUUCAUUUAAUUGAACCAUUGCUUGUUUACUGCUAUUGUUAUGGUAAAGGAGACGUAUUUAUUUUAUCUUCCAAAUGUAUUAAAAAUAUAAAAGGAAAAAAAUUUGCCGAUUUUAGAAAUUUUGGCAAAUUAGUUAUUUUGUCUUCCAUUGAUAUAUUAAAAAAUAUUCCUAAUUAUUAUAGUAAAGAAUUUGAUAAACUUAUUUUAUCAUGUAUUGAUACCUUGAUAUAUUUAAUAAAAAAUAAUAAUAAAAAUGAUAUUAUGUCUUGGCUAAAUUCGGUUGUUUCAAAUGAUACUUAUAAUAAUUCUAAUAAUAAUAUUCCGAAUAAUAAGAGAAAAAUAGAAAAAAGUAAUAUGAAUAAAGUAAAAAAUCUUAAACGACAAAAGAAAUUGAAUUAUUUGUUAGAUGAAAAUACAUUUUCUACAUAUUAUAAUGAUAAUGAUGAUGAUGAAUUACACGAAGAAUAUGCAUACUCCUUAAGAUAUUGUUUAAUAAAUCAAAUAUCAUUACUUCUUGAAAGUAAAAAUCAUAUAUGGGAACUGUUAGUAUUAUUCAAAAAUUGCAUAUUACGGGAAGACAUUAAUAAUAUUAUUAAGGAUGGGGUUAUUUUUUUAAAAAUAAAUAGUUGCAUAGAUCAAAUUUUUACAAUAAUGAUUGAAGAAUCGCAUAACUUGAAAUUAUCUUUUCUAUGUGGUCAGAUUUAUAUUGAUUUUUUGAUGAGAUUUCCUUUGUCAAAAAAAGAAAAAAGGAAAAAGUUUUUUGUCAUAUUAAACAACUUAAAUGAUGAAAAUGAAGAUUCUAGGAUUGCUAUUUUAAAUAGCAUAUAUAUUUUUUUAAAUAGAUCUAAUUCAAAAUUACUAAAAGAAGAAUUUUACUUCACUACUUUUGCUAGUCUUUUAACUAAUUUUUCAAAUGAAAGUGAUUCAAAAUGCAAAAAAAUGUAUGUGUUCUUAAUAUCAUUAUUAUUUCAACAAGUAAAUGAUUUAAAUUAUGUUUUUAAUUCCUAUAAAAUUUUAAAAGAUAAUUUAUCCUUUAAUACAAAAGCUUCUUUUGCAUAUACUUACUUAUACUUAUUACCUGUAUUUACAUCUUUUUUUUAUAAAAAAAUUCCUAGUUAUCAUAAAAUAAUUUUAAAUGAAAUUUCUUCAAGAAAAAAUGAACAAAAUAUUUCAAAGAAUUAUCAAAAGGAUAUAAAAGAUAAGAUUACUCAAAUUUGUUUAGGGGAAAAAAAUUGUAAAAAAUAUAUUGAAGAAAAUGGAAAAGUAUUUUUACAAGAGGAUUCAAAAAAUUGUUUUGACAUUAUUCGUAAUCAUUUUGUAUGUGAAUUACUUAAUUAUUGCAAUAAUAAAAAUAAGAAAAAUAAUUUGAAUGAAGAAAAAAAAAAAAAAAAGAAUCCCAACAAAAAUGAACUGGAUUUAGUACAAGAUAAGAUUACUUUUAUGCAUAAUCAAUUAGAAGACUUAUUUUUGUUAUUAAUGACUCAUUUAAUGAAUAAAUACUUUUUAAAUAUAAAAACUAUCAUGCAAGAAGAUAAAAACAUAAUUAACAUAUUUACUUCUAUUGAAAAUAUUACAUAUUUCUGUAAUAAUUAUGAUAUGUAUACAGAAAUGGAUAAAGAUAUAGUGUAUUUAUUUUAUAAAUCAUUAGAACAAAUUUUUUUUUAUUUGGAUAUUCAUUUAAUAGAAAAAUUAUUACCUGAAAAAUAUGUUCAUGAAAAAUAUAAAUCAUUUUUCUUUAAAAUUAAUCAAAUAACUUAUUCUGAGGAAAACAGUAUAAAUAGAAAUAUAUGUACUGAAAAAAUUUCUGAAAAAGAUAAUAUAAUACAUAACGAAAAGGUUAACGAAAACAACAAAUUAAUAAGUAGUAAUAAAAAUUAUGAAAAGCUGAUUAUAUAUUUUUUAUAUUUCUGGACAUUAAUAUUUGAAAAUGGACUUUUUAAUAAAAAUCCUUAUAUACAAAUAAUCUCAAUAAAAAUAGUUUUGAAUUAUAUUAAUAAGAAAAUGAAAUUUACAUUUUUCCCAUUAUUAUUAGUUAAAUUAUUUUCAUCCCCCAAAUUUAUUAUUAAUAUAAUUAUUAAAAAACUUUUAUCUCUACUUUUAAAUUCAUAUUUUCUGGAACAUUUUUAUAUAUAUUAUAAGGAAGUGAGUUUCUUACUUUCAGAAAUAUGCAAAAUUUUAAUUUAUUUUCCUUGGAUAACUAAUGGAUAUGAGGAAAAUCAGAAUGAAAAAGAUAAUAAAUGUUUUAUUCACAAUGAUAUAAAAUUUUGUCAUUCUAUAAAAUUAAGCAGCGAAGUAAAUAGUACUGAGUUAUUAGAUUAUCAAGGGAAAAACUGUAUUGAAAAUAAUUUACUAAAGACUUCCUUAUUACAAGACGAUAACAUUUCUUCAAAGAUAGAAAAUAAGGAAUUAUACAAUUCAAGUGAUGAUGAAGAAUAUAGAAAAGUUAACAUAAUUUUACAAAAUGAAGAAAAUACAAAAGCAAUAACUAAUAUAUGUGAUUACCAAAAAAAUCAAAAUAUUAUUGUAGAAAAUAUUAAAAUAACUAAGGAAAUCUUAUCAUAUAGCAAAUUUUUUUUAAUUAUUGUUACAUUAUCACGAGCAAUAAACCUGCAUUUAAAGAAUAAAAAAAAAGCAUUUACAAGAAUAUUAACUAUUUUAAAUACUUAUAAAAAUAUAAUUAGUGAUUUUCCUGAGGAAUUGUGGAAUUCUGAAAAUGGAAUAAUUAAUAAUGUUAUCAUGCCGUUAUAUAAAAUAGCAUCUAUAUCUAAAAAAAAAGAUUUUGUGGAAAAUGAAAAUAUUUUUCAAGACAAUACAUAUAAAAAAUUUUUAUAUUUAUCAAGUUUUUCGUGGGAUAUUAUUUCACUAUUAGAGAAAAAAUUACAAAAUAAGGGUGAUGUUUUUAAUAAAGCUUUCAUUCAAAUUAGACAAAGAAUAAAUAGAAUUAGAUUUAUUAGGAAAAAAAUGAAAAAUAUAUUAGCUAUAAAAAAUCCCCAAUUAUAUACAUUACGUAAAUUAAAAAAAAGGGAGAAAUUAAAACUGGAAAAAAAGAAAAGAAAAAUGAACUUAUAG